AUGGAAGACAAUGGCGAGUUGACAGGGCACCAAAUCCCCCUUCCAGCCGAGAUCAUGAUUGAGAUUCUUUCAAGGCUAACAGUGAAGUCCUUAUGCCGCUUCAGGUGCGUAUCAAAGCCCUGGCGUUCUCUAAUCUCCAACAAAAAGUUCAUUGCAAUGCACACCAGGAAAGCCCUCGAGGAUAAAGAGGUAUUCUUAGGGAGACGAAGAGUCAUAUUUAACGGGCCAUCACGUUGCCCUUACUCUUUACACCUAGAUGAGUUUCCCAACCAUGCAGAUAAUCAUGAUGGUUUAGUAACAGCCACCGUGCUUGAUUUUGUUUACGAUGAAUAUUCUGCAGGACGUCAUUCUUGGGUUCCCUUCAUCUACUCCUGCAAUAACUUGUUGUUGUGCGACACGAUGUGUGGGUUUUAUUUGGUUAACCCUGCUACCAGGGAGAUGAAAAAAGUACCAAAGACACCGUCAUGGAGACCUAUGAGGCUCUUUUGCAUGAGCUUAUGUGGAUUUGGAUUUGAUUACGCCACCAAUGAGUAUAAGGUGGUUAACGGGCAGGCCUAUCCUGAUAUCGAUGAAAUCGUAUUUAGUGUCUAUACAUUGAAAACUGGUUCUUGGCGACAGAUACAGUGCCCCUCUUCCUACCACGCUGAUUCUUUUUAUGGGAUUUUUCUGAAUGGAGCUAUUCAUUGGUCGGCAGACACAGUUGGAGAUCGAUCCUCUUCGGUGAUUGUAUCUUUUCUAUUAGCAGAGGAGGAGGUUUGCGAAAUUCAACUCCCACCCAUCGAUGGUGGUUGUUCAACAAAUCUGGGAGUGUUUAGAGACUGCCUGUGUGUAACGCUCAUCGGCAAUUAUAAUCAAACAUUUAAUGAGUUUUGGGUCAUGAAAGAAUAUAGGGUGAGCGAGUCUUGGACUAGAAUGAGGGUCUCCAUGCCAUAUCAGCAAUUGUUACAAUUUGGUUUCUCUACAAAAUCUCAUGAUCUGAUGGUGUGUGAUAGUUCAUUUGUUAUGUACGACUUUAGAAAAGAAAGUUGUAGGAACCUUCCGAUUCGUGAUAUACCUAAAGUUGGAUAUUGUACUGGGAUUUAUGUUGAGGGACUUUGUAUUGGGAUUUAUGUUGAGGGACUUUUUCCACUUAUGGAUCAAGAGCAGGACGAGAGAUGUAAAGAAGAUGAAUCGAGUAUUAAUUAG
Rosa rugosa (rugosa rose) is the source of this 1185-nucleotide messenger RNA. Its product is annotated as F-box/kelch-repeat protein At3g06240-like. The transcript has a single exon. The record is from RefSeq and is a predicted model, not a curated record. NCBI's taxonomy places the organism in Eukaryota, Viridiplantae, Streptophyta, Magnoliopsida, Rosales, Rosaceae. Bases 1 to 1185 code for a protein of 394 amino acids. Gene Ontology annotation, molecular function: protein binding.